Molecule: messenger RNA, 1076 nt
Organism: Canis lupus familiaris (dog)
Lineage: Eukaryota; Metazoa; Chordata; Mammalia; Carnivora; Canidae
Gene: CLEC12B
Product: C-type lectin domain family 12 member B
Exons: 6
Coding region: 89-922 (277 amino acids)
Biological process (GO): negative regulation of signaling receptor activity; natural killer cell inhibitory signaling pathway
Cellular component (GO): external side of plasma membrane
Molecular function (GO): signaling receptor regulator activity; protein phosphatase binding
Source: RefSeq, a predicted model, not a curated record
AGCUCCCAGCCUUGAGAAGAGCACUCUGUUCCUGGGCCUGAAGAUUUUUGAAACAUUAAUUACAUAAUUUAUAGUAGUGCUUUCUUCUAUGAUGUCUGAAGAAGUGACUUACGCGACACUCAUGUUUCAGGAUUCUGUUGGAGAGAGAAAUAACCGCGAUAGAAAUUACCUAAGGAAUAGAGAGUAUCCAGCUCCUUCCCCCAUAUGGCGUCAGGCUGCCCUGAGUCUGCUUACUCUUUGUCUGCUGCUGCUGAUUGGGCUAGUGACCUUAGGUAUUAUGUUUUUGCAGACAUCUAAUGAAAUUAACUCAGAUUCAGAGAAAUUAAAUCAACUUCAAAAAAUCAUCCACUACCAGCAGAAUAACUUAUCCCAGCAGCUGAGCAACUAUAGAAGCUUUCCCACAGAGGAGAAAUUUCUCAAAUCACAGAUUUCCAGUCUAUUGAGGAGACAGGAACAAAUGGCCAUCAAACUCUGCCAAGAGCUGAUCAUUCACACUUCAGACCACAAAUGUAAUCCUUGUCCUAAAAUGUGGCAAUGGUACCAACACAGCUGCUAUUAUUUUGCAACAAAUGAGGAGAAUACCUGGACUAACAGUAGAAAACACUGCAUGGACAAGAACUCCACCUUGAUGAAGAUAGAUAGUUUGGAGGAAAAGGAUUUUCUGAAGUCACAGCCAUUACCCACACUCUCUUUCUUCUGGUUGGGCUUAUCAUGGGAUCCAUCUGGAAGGAACUGGCUAUGGGAGGAUGGCUCUGUCCCCUCUCCAUCCUUAUUCAGCACUAAAGAGUAUGCCCAGAUCAAUGGAUCCAAAGGUUGUGCCUAUUUUCAAAAAGGAAAUAUUUAUAUUUCUCGCUGCAGUGCUGAGAUAUCUUGGAUUUGUGAAAAGAUGGCUGCGUUAGUGAAAAUUGAAGAUUUGGAUUAAUAUACUUCUUCCAAAUUCACCAAGAUGUAAGGGACUUGUGGUUAAAUUCAUGUGAAGAAAGAGAAAGCUACUCUACUAGAGCCAAAAACAAAUGAAAAAAAAAUGACUGUGUAUUUAAACUACCAGGCAAAUAAACUUCACAGAACAUUUUCCA